Molecule: messenger RNA, 4469 nt
Organism: Drosophila grimshawi
Lineage: Eukaryota; Metazoa; Arthropoda; Insecta; Diptera; Drosophilidae
Gene: Calx
Product: sodium/calcium exchanger 3
Exons: 9
Coding region: 542-3361 (939 amino acids)
Biological process (GO): calcium ion import across plasma membrane; cell communication; sodium ion transmembrane transport
Cellular component (GO): sarcolemma; postsynapse; axon
Molecular function (GO): calcium:sodium antiporter activity
Source: RefSeq, a predicted model, not a curated record
GACAGGUGACAGGCAGGCAGGCGGUGGGUUAGCGAAUUAGUUGGCUGCCGAACGGGAACGCGAGCAGAGAGCAGAUGUGAAAUCGGUGCCUCGAGUGAUCGGCGGAACAAUUAGAUCUUAGCAGGGACCCCAGCCAAGUGAUAUAUUCAAAGAGCAAACAAAUUCCAAAAAUUUGAACGUCGAUUUCGAAAUGUUUGCCAAACAAAAGUUAAGCCAAAAAAGUAAUCAGUAAACAGGCGCCGUGUGUGUGUGAGAAACGACGUAAGCACAACAAACCAUCCGCAGGAACUACGUGAGUUGUGCGCCAGAGUUGUCAUAAGGUGUUGAGCGUGCGUGAUUGCGAUGAUGCCGUUUUGUAGAACGAUCCGUUCAUUAUAAUAAUUCGCAACCAGCAUAUUUGAGCACAAUAAAGGGCACUCCUGACUCGCUCACAUCCAAUACGAACGCAACCAGAUCUCUUCCACUCCAAUCUAGCCAAUAAAUUCAAAAAGCGCUUCCAAUAUCAAGAGACAAGUGGAAUCCAUAAAUAAUCGCCGCCGUCAUGCUACUAAUCCGGAAAGCAGUCACCUCCGUCGCCUUCUGUGCGAUAUUGUUGCUACUACUUUAUGUGAAGUCGGCAACGUUAGCAUUAACAUCAUCCGUUCAUAAUGCAGAUGACAUUGCAUCACAAUCGAAUGCACUGAUCAACAGCACAAGCCGGUUAUCCAGCAGCGAUCAAAUGCACAGUCGGAGAGUUCGGGAUGUCGAAAAUAUAUUUGACGAUGAAGAUGAAGCCAAGGUUUUGAAGAUCGGUCCUGAAGAGGAAAGCUUAAAAGUCUGUUCAGAGGGCCUCGUUCUGCCCCUGUGGAUGCCACAAAAGAAUAUCAGUCUUGGCGAUCGUGCCAUCCGCGGCUUUGUCUACUUUCUGCUAUUGGUCUAUCUAUUUGUGGGUGUAUCCAUUAUAUCCGAUCGGUUCAUGGCCUCCAUUGAGGCCAUCACCUCUAUUGAACGGACGGUGACCAUCAAGGGACCCAAGGGUGAGAAGCAGACGAUAAGUGUUCGCAUUUGGAAUGAAACUGUGGCGAAUCUGACACUCAUGGCUCUUGGAUCGAGUGCACCAGAGAUUCUAUUAUCCGUGAUUGAGAUCUAUGCGAAGAAUUUCGAGAGCGGUGAUCUUGGACCGGGUACAAUUGUUGGCUCGGCUGCUUACAAUCUGUUUGUUAUCAUUGCCCUCUGCAUGGUUCUAAUCCCACAAGGAGAGAAGCGUCGCAUUCGACAUUUGAGAGUCUUUAUGGUCACAGCCACCCUAUCGAUUGUUGCCUACGUCUGGCUCUGGGCUAUACUCUCCGUUAUAUCACCCGGCAUCGUCGAAGUGUGGGAGGGAUUAAUUACGCUCAUCAUGUUCCCGGCCACCGUUUUGUGGGCCUACAUUGCGGAGCGUCGCCUGCUCGUCUACAAAUAUAUCGAUAAGAACUAUCGGAUGAAUCAGCGUGGUACAGUUGUUGCCGGAGAGCACGAUGCCGUCGAGCUUGGUCCGGACGAUUCAAAGAAUAUGACUGCCUUUCAGUCGGAGACGAAUGCUUAUGAUGAGGCGCGCAGGGAGUAUAUAAUGCUGUUAUCGGAACUCCGACAAAAAUACCCCGAUGCCGAUCUGGACCAACUAGAAAUGAUGGUCCAGGAGCAAAUGAUUUCGCGUGGCAACAAAUCGCGUGCCUUCUAUCGCAUUCAGGCCACACGCAAGAUGAUUGGCAGCGGGAAUCUAAUGCGUAAGAUUCAGGAACGUGCCCACAACGACAUUAGCCAGGUGAAGGCGCAACUCCAUCAGUACAGCGAUGACGAUGAAGAACCCACACGCAUUUACUUCGAACCGGGUCACUAUACGGUCAUGGAGAACUGUGGUGAGUUUGAGGUGCGUGUCGUGCGACGUGGAGAUAUCUCUGGCUACUCGAAGGUCUCGUUUGAGACACAGGAUGGCACCGCUUCGGCUGGAUCCGAUUAUGUGGGCAAGAACGGUGAGCUCACCUUUCCACCCGGCGUCGAUGAGCAACGCUUCAAGAUCGAGAUCAUCGACGAUGACAUCUUCGAGGAGGAUGAAUGCUUCUAUAUACGGCUGUUCAAUCCAUCCGAAAAUGUCCAUCUCGUUGUGCCACAGAUUGCCACAGUGAUGAUACUCGAUGAUGACCAUGCGGGCAUCUUUGCAUUCAGCGAAUCCAUGAAUGAGAUCACCGAAUCCAUUGGCAUCUACGAUCUGACUGUUAUGCGUUAUUCUGGCGCCCGCGGCACCGUCAUUGUCCCCUAUUGGACGGAGGAUGAAACGGCAGUGGGAGGAAAGCAUUUUGGAUCUGUAAGCGGCGAGCUAAUCUUUGAGAACAAUAUCUCUGAGCAACAUAUAUCCAUACCCAUAUUGGAGGAGAGCAGCUACCAGAAGGAUGUGAAAUUCAAGGUGCACAUUGGCGAGCCGCAACUGGCGCCAGAUGAUGAACUCUUAGCCCAAAUCAAGGAGGUGGAAGAGAAGCCAGUGAAUGAACUGACCGAAUUGGAGCGCAUUUUGUUGCUGAGCAAGCCCCGAUGCGGAGAACUAACUACCACAACCAUACGCAUUCGUGAGAGCCAGGAAUUCAAGGCUACUGUGGACAAGCUCGUAGCCAGGGCCAAUGUAUCAGCUGUGCUGGGGACCUCCUCCUGGAAGGAACAGUUCAAGGAUGCGCUCACCGUGGUGCCAGCUGAUGAGAGUGAAAUAGAUAACGACGAUGAUGGUGAAGAGGAUGUUCCCAAAUGCUUCGACUAUAUCAGCCAUUUCGUUUGCCUAUUCUGGAAGGUCUUAUUUGCAUUUGUGCCGCCCACAGAUAUAUGCGGUGGUUAUGUCACCUUCGUAGUUUCAAUCACCGUCAUUGGCGCUCUCACUGCCCUUAUUGGAGAUGCAGCCACCUAUUUUGGCUGUGUGCUCAAUAUCAAGGACUCUGUUACGGCCAUUUGCUUUGUGGCCCUGGGCACCAGUAUACCAGAUACAUUUGCCAGCAUCAUUGCCGCCAAGCAGGACGAUACCGCCGAUAAUUGCAUCGGAAAUGUGACUGGCAGCAAUGCGGUCAACGUGUUCCUGGGCAUUGGACUGGCGUGGUCCAUUGCAUCAAUCUAUCACAUGGCCCAUGGCACAACCUUCAAUGUGGAACCGGGCACCAUUGGCUUCGCGGUGGCGCUUUUCUGUUGCCAGGCAAUCCUUGCCGUUUGCGUGAUGAUGUAUCGGAGAUUUAACAAAAAUAUUCGUUGCGAACUUGGUGGACCCGUUACUGCGAAAUGGAUACAUGCAUCGAUUUUGUUCGCCCUGUGGGUUAUGUAUCUGCUCAUGAGCACACUGGAGGCUUACGAUGUCAUUUUGAUUUAAGCAGCUUUCCCCCACACCCUGCAGAAUAUAUAUCUAUAAAAGAAACAAUUUUUUAAAACAAUGAAAAUACACACACACAACCACAAACACACACACACAUUUUUAAUAGCUGUAGCGAAGCUGUAACAAUAAUCAAAUUGCAUAAGCGAAAGUUUUAUUUAUAAACAGAUUGAGCUAUAUUAUAAUAACAUAUAUUUAAUGCUAUAUGCUGUAUGUGUAAACAAAUAUUUAUGUAUGUUAUUAUGAUAUAUAAAUAUUGAUAUAGUUAUGUAAAAUUUAUGUUAAUAUUAAAAAUUAUAAUGUUUAAUUAGUUUCUAGAUGUGGCUUUUUUUAAAGGAGUUUAAUUCAAUUAUAUUAUAUUGAUUAGAUAAUUAAUGCUUAUAUGUAAAUACAAGAAAGGCUGCCAGGGCUCAGCAAACAAGCAACGUGAUCAUUCAUAAUUAUUACAUAAAUACAUGCAUACAUAUAUACAUAUAUAUAUUAUGUCAUUUACAAUAUACGAUAUAUACAACAUACGAUAUUUACGAUAUUUACGAAUUGUGUAUGUGUUAUAUCAUUCUUAAUUGCAAUUUAAGUCAUUAUUAUUAUUAUCAUUGUUGUUUGUUAUAGCUGUACUUAAUAUCUAUUUAUAUAUAUAUACAUACAUAUAACUGAUAAAUUGUCUCUCCAUUAAUUGUCACAAUCAGCCAUUGUUAAUUUAAUACAUGUGUAAGCCCUAGAGAACUGCUAUUCUUUAAAUAUAAAACAACAAAAACCAAAACAAAUUUCAGCUCACGAGCUAGCUACUUAUUACAACAGGAACUAUAACUAGUCAACCGCACUUUUAGACAAAAAACAACUGUUUCCACUGCAUAUGUAGAGAGCAAACUAAAUUUAAACUCAACUAAAACUAAUACACAACACAACUCAAACUCCGACCAAUCGAAAAGCGGCACUUUUAGUACGACCAUCAGUGUUAUUUACACUGCACUACAUGAAAUCUACUUACUUGAAAGACUUUCUCUUUACUUUGUCACCUAUUGAAAUGAUAGAUAAUUAAAAAACAACAAGAAGAAUUAAAGGAUUAAGACAUAACACCAAAAGUUUGUUAAACGAAUGUAUUUUUUGU